AUGGGCGAAAUAUUUGUAGAGGUAUUUUCACCGGAAUUAAUGAAUGGGCCACCGCCAGCAUAUUCUCUAACUAGUCCGUGCUUACCACCAAAUAGUCUGCGAGAACAGGAUUGGCCACUUGUACCAUCGUCAUGUUUUGAUGGCUAUCCACCAUAUCCAGCUGGUCCACCACUACUCAAAGUUGCCUAUCCGAAAGAUAUCCCCGGUCCAACGUACGCCUGUCCGAAAUGUGACGGAAGAUUUUUAUACUAUAGACCAGCUGGUAUAGUGCAAUGUCCAUUUUGUCAUUCUGCAAUUUCUAUUGGUCGCUAUGUACGAAUACGAGCAUGUUCGUUUAUCAUGUUUGGUUUAUUAUUUUUAAUUAUCAGUUUAACUUUUGGUUUGGCAACGAAAAUACUUACUGAUUGUUCAAUGGGCUACUUCAUUGUUUUUGCAAUGAUCGCAAUAUCCGGUCUAAUCUUAUUGAUUCGUGCUUUUCAUAUGUGUUUCCGUUAUCAGGAAACAGAACGUAUCGAAUUUCCCUGA
Molecule: messenger RNA, 525 nt
Organism: Acanthocheilonema viteae
Lineage: Eukaryota; Metazoa; Nematoda; Chromadorea; Rhabditida; Onchocercidae
Source: the annotation of a GenBank genome assembly